Messenger RNA from Cyprinodon tularosa, 2142 nucleotides. RefSeq names its product leucine carboxyl methyltransferase 2 (gene lcmt2). The transcript has 14 exons. Gene Ontology annotation, biological process: wybutosine biosynthetic process; tRNA methylation. Bases 7 to 2028 code for a protein of 673 amino acids. Lineage: Eukaryota; Metazoa; Chordata; Actinopteri; Cyprinodontiformes; Cyprinodontidae. The record is from RefSeq and is a predicted model, not a curated record. Gene Ontology annotation, molecular function: tRNA methyltransferase activity; protein binding.
GACGUCAUGCCAUCCAGAGACGGAAAGAAGCAGCGAAAAGGCAGCGACACGGCGGUGCAGGGAACCAACGACAGCAGCGUGGUGAGCAAGGCUUCGGCUGCAGCUCAGGGCUACUUCAGCGACGCUUUUAUCCAGCACUUUGUGUGUAAAGUGGGUCGAAGGGCGCCGCUGAUCAACAGGGGCUAUUAUGUUCGCUGGAAAGCUUUGGACCACUGCGUGAGGCGGUUCCUUCACGUCACGGCGGAUCGCCCCAAGAAACAGGUUCUGUCUCUGGGCGCCGGAUUCGACUCUCUGUACUUCCGCCUCCAUGCAGACGGAGUUCUGGGCGGAGCCGUGGUGUUCGAGGUGGAUUUUCCGGACGUGGCGCGUCGCAAAGCUGCUCUGAUCGCCGCUGAUGCAGCACUGAGAGGGAUGCUGGACUCCUGCCUGCCUCCUCAAGCAGGGCCCGUCCAGGUGUCCAGCAGCCGGUACCGCCUGUUAGGCCUGGAUGUCAGGGAGGAAUCCCCGGUGGAGGAGGCUCUGAGUGCAGCUGGUCUGGACUGGGCGGCUCCCACCCUCAUCCUCUCUGAAGUGGUGCUGACCUACAUGGAAACCCGAUGGUCGGACGCCGUCAUCGGCUGGGCGGCGAGGCUCCUCCCGCAGUCCCUCUUUGUGAUGUACGAGCAGAUCCACCCCCACGAUCCUUUUGGCCGCGUGAUGCAGGAUCAUUUCCUAAAGCUCAACUCCACGCUGCACGCGCUGCAGCGGUACCCAGAGCUGUCGGCACAGAGACGCAGGUUCCUGGACAAGGGCUGGGAGUGCUGUGUGUGUCUGGAUAUGAAUGAUUUCUAUCUGGGGCUGGUCCCCCAGGAGGAGCGGGACCGAGUGGAGAGCCUGGAGCCGUUUGACGAGCAUGAGGAAUGGAACCAGAAGUGCUCCCACUACUUCAUCCUGACUGCAUCUCGCGGGGCGUUGAUGGAGCAGGCUCUGCUCCCCCAGACCUCAGCGCCGUCCGUCGCUCCGAGCUGGAGCCCCGCAGCCCUGAGCGUGCGCCCGGUCCCGGUGCGUCUGGAGGGCCUGGGGUUGGCCUCCACCCGGAUCAGGCCGCAGGUGGUGCUGCUCACUGGAGGGUCCGGCAGAGGGGGCCGGGGGGCGGAGACCAGGUGUCUCCUCAGAGGUCAGGGGGGGUGGAGCUCCACCAGAGUGGAAGCAUCAGCAGAUCUGGGAGAGAGACUCUAUCACACCGUCACCCCCCUCCCUGGAGGAGCGCUGGUCUACGGCGGCCGCUCCUCCCCGCUCAGACCCAGCUGCGACCUGUUGAAGGUGACGCUGGACCCGUUUGCUCCGCCGUCUGCAGCCGGGUCAGCAGAGGAACAGAGGGUUCAGGUGGAGCGGAUGGGCUGCACGGGCACCGCCCCCCCACCGAGAUGGAGACACGCAGCCGCAGUGGUCAGUCACGGAGGUGGAGACUUCCUGUUUGUGUUUGGUGGGAAGAACCAAUCAGAGCGGGUUCUGGGUGACAGCAGCUUCCUGAGUCUGGACCGGCGGGAAUGGAUGGAGAUUCCAGUAGAGGGCGCUGCACCGGCGGCUCGUCAUUCUCACACCGCCUGCUCCUACCAAGGAGGCGUGGUCGUGUUCGGAGGACUGGGCCGAGGAGGGGAGCCUCUGGGCGACACCAGCCUGCUGGUACCGACGGAGCGAGGCUUUUGUUGGAGGAGGGUGGCAGUGCAUCCUCCCCCCAUCCCUCGGUUUUCUCACUGCGCCCACCUGCUGGGCGAUAGGCUGGUUGUGGUGGGCGGAGUCUGGAUGCAUCCAGACGGAGUUCCUGGCGUCGCCGUCAUCAGCCUGGCCGUAGGCAGCAGCGUGGAGUUCAGACUGGACAUGAGCUCGGUGCCCUGGCCUCUGAUGCUCCACUCGUUCUGCUCCGAGCUGACGGACGCAGAAGAACCGCAGCUGCUCCUCAUUGGGGGGGGUGGGAACUGCUUCUCCUUCGGGACUCAUCUGAACCCUCAGCCUGUCUGUGUGGAGCUCCGGCCUGCACUGGGAUGAGGCGGCGAACCACAACCAGGAUUUUUAAAGCGUUAAAUCCUGAUAAUUUGUCAUUUUUUUACUGUUUGUUUCAACCGCUGUUUGUUUUUCAAUAAAAAUGUGAUUUUAAUCCCA